Molecule: messenger RNA, 1567 nt
Organism: Pocillopora damicornis (cauliflower coral)
Lineage: Eukaryota; Metazoa; Cnidaria; Anthozoa; Scleractinia; Pocilloporidae
Product: TNF receptor-associated factor 2
Biological process (GO): regulation of apoptotic process; regulation of canonical NF-kappaB signal transduction; signal transduction
Cellular component (GO): cytoplasmic side of plasma membrane; plasma membrane signaling receptor complex
Molecular function (GO): zinc ion binding; tumor necrosis factor receptor binding
Source: RefSeq, a predicted model, not a curated record
GAUGGCCGUUGUAGUAAAGGUCAUAUGUUUCUGUAAAAAUCGGAAAGAGUCACUACUAUGUUCCCCGAUUGCUUGGUGCAGGGUAAGGAAAAACUUAGAUGCCAAGCAAUAUGAUAACUUGGAAAGGUGCAGCAGAUCUGGAAGCAGAACAAUUUAUCGCCUACAGUUGUUAGUUUUGACACUGUAGUUCGCUCGAUUGGCCAAAUGGUGAAAAAUAAUGUGGGCGAUUCAUAUUUUUCUGUGAGUCAUCCCUAAGAUUCAUCAUUUGCGCAGUGUCAGCCCCUUUACGCACAAGUGUAAAGACAGAAAUCAAGUGCAAGCACAUAUAUUGAUUGUUUACGAUUCAAGAAUCAUUUGCUAUGCCUGGAUACUACUUAACGACAAUUGACCGAUCUGGGAUCGACAAAAAGAACGUAUGUCCUAAAUGUGACGAGCUCCUCAAAGAAGCAGUACAGACCAUAGCCUGCGGCCACAGAUAUUGUAAAGCAUGUGUGCAAGACAUACUAAGUCAGGUACCAGGAAAAUGUGUCAUAGAUGGGACACUCAUUCAGCGAGAACAGGUUUUCCAAGACCGAUUUGUUGAGCGAGAAAUCCAGUCAUUGACGCUACACUGCGUCAACCAUGAGCACGGUUGUAAAUGGAAGGAUGAACUGAGAAAACGAGAGGCCCAUGAAGCUGUUUGUGAGUAUCUGAAACUACCUUGUGUUCACUCCGACUGUGGCGAACUGGUGACUAGAGCCCAAUUAGCAGACCAUCUGGAACAGAGGUGCCAGUAUAGGUUGGACACAUGUGAGUACUUCCAUACUCAAGUCAUUUUUGCAGCUAUAUAGGUAUGUACAGGGAUAACUAAAUAAUUAAACAACCUACCAACGUGCACAACUCCAACGGACAUUUUUCGAUAAAGAUAUCCUUAGUUAGUGCGUCAGUACGACGAAUCGCUCUGAUAUUUAAGCAGUCACUGUAACGUCUCUGAAAAUGCACUGUCAUUUAAAAGUAUUUCCCCUGACUGAAAAGGACCAAGCUUAAGUUCACCUGACAACAAAAACGACGAUAAUCACCUUUUUUCUGUCUCGCAUGAAUUAUUUUCGUUUCCCUUUGAAUAACUAGACAUCUCGAUGUUCAAAAUACUUGAAUAGUGGCUGACACCUGCGCCAAUCGAAAAUCUCUGCGCGAACAAUUUCGCAAGCUGGAAGCCCUCCUUACCAUCUCCGACAAGAUUUGUGUCAAAAGUUUAAAGGCUCGAGGUGCUCAAAUUAAACAAUGAUCUUCUUUCCAAGCUCUCACAAGUUUCGAUGUGGCUGAACAUCAUAACAGAAGCAUAAGGUGGUACGUAAUACGUGUGCUGCUUUCGUAAUUUUGUCCAAUGGAUUCUUUCUACUAUUCUCACGACAGGAACAUCAUGAAACCCAGUGCCCUGCGGUGCUAAUCGAAUGCGCAAAGUGUAAUAGGAAGGACAUUCCUCGUGGACAGGUGAGCUCAGCUACACUUUCUUCAUUGGUUUUUAAGAAAAGCAAGUCUCUUGAAUUACCGUCGAUUAUUUUAGGUGAGGAAAAUCAGCAAGUAAAGU